Messenger RNA from Triticum aestivum (bread wheat), 1260 nucleotides. RefSeq names its product WAT1-related protein At5g64700. Bases 7 to 1140 code for a protein of 377 amino acids. The transcript has 6 exons. Lineage: Eukaryota; Viridiplantae; Streptophyta; Magnoliopsida; Poales; Poaceae. Gene Ontology annotation, cellular component: membrane. The record is from RefSeq and is a predicted model, not a curated record. Gene Ontology annotation, molecular function: transmembrane transporter activity.
GCCGGCAUGGAGGUGAAUGGCAAGAAGCCGUACGUCAUCGCGGUGAUCAUACAGGUCAUCGCCACCGGCAUGCUCGUCACCUCCAAGGCGGCGUACAACCAGGGGUUCAACACCUACGUCUUCGUCUUCUACCGCCAGGCGGCCGCGUCUCUUCUCUUGCUGCCUCUUGCCAUUGUCCUCGAAAGGAAAAACAUGCGGUUAAUGUCGUUCCAGUUGCUAAUGAAGCUGUUCCUCUAUGCCUUACUCGGGACUACAUUUAGCUUGAAUCUGUACAAUGUGAGCCUCAAGUUAACAUCUGCAACCGUGGGGUCUGCAACCAGCAACUCCAUGCCCGUGGUCACCUUCUUCAUAGCGCUACUGCUGAGGAUGGAAGUGGUGAAGCUGAGGAGCCCCUCGGGAAUGGCCAAGGUGGCCGGCGUCGGGCUCUGCCUCGCCGGGGUGCUCGUCAUCGCCUUCUACGUGGGUCCGUCCCUGGACCCGGUGAACCAUCACCGCGCCUUUGCUGUCGCAAACGGAGAGGCUGGUGCGAAGAGGGGGACGUGGAUCCUGGGCACGUUGCUCAUGGUGCUCGUCAACGUGACGUGGUCCCUGUGGAUCGUCCUGCAGGCCGCGCUGCUCAAGGAGUUCCCCCACAAGCUGCUCGUCACGGCGACGCAGUGCGUCUUCAGCGCGGCGCAGUGCUUAGUCGUCGCGGCGGUCGCCGAGAGGGACUUCUCCAGGUGGCAGCUGGGGUUCGACGUCACAUUGGUCGCCGUCCUCUACACCGGGUUUGUGGUGACGGGAGUGUCGUACUACCUGCAAGCAUGGUGCGCCGACAUGAGAGGGCCGGUGUUCCUCGCCGUGUGGAACCCGCUCUGCUUCGUCUUCACCAUUUUCUGUUCCUCCUUCUUCCUCGGGGAGAUUGUUCACCUCGGCAGUAUCUUGGGUGGAAUUCUUCUCGUUGGAGGUCUGUACAGCGUGCUGUGGGGUAAAAGCAAGGAGAAUCGGACUGGGCCAUGUGGCGAGCCGAUUAUGAUGAUCCAUGGCGUGGGUGACGGGAAAUCUGCAGAUGAGGAGGAGAAGAAUGCGAGGAGCAAACAAGUUAACGGGGAGAUGGAACACGAUAAAGAAGCAACGAUAUUGCCUGCUGAACAAGUCUGAUUUGAUCGACUAAAGGAAGCUCCUUCUUCUCAUGGGAUGCAUCCAUUAUUCGAGUAACUGUGGACUCUGUCCAAUUUAAACCACAUAGCAGGGGAACAGAAAAACAGGUUGUAUUAAAAU